AUGUCGCGAACACUUCCAAAACAGUUUAAUCCGCACAUCUUGGCCGACGCUGCUCCCUCUUACGAGGAGCUCCUCACACGCCGUCGUCUCGGAAAGACAAACCUCUCCGUCAAGCCUGCCCAGAUCGGCACCUCAAACGCAACUAAGCCAGAGAACCUAGGCGUGUUUGAGUAUGCCCACCUUCGUGCUCCGUUGCCGAAGGAUCUCGAGGGCUCUGAGAUCUUCCCUUCCCACAGCCCCCAACAGCACCCAGAAAGCUACUUCUUGAUGCGCCGGAGUAAAGACGGCUUUGUCAGUGCCACUGGAAUGUUCAAAAUUGCAUUCCCCUGGGCCAAGGCCGAGGAAGAGCGGACAGAGCGUGAGUACUUGAAGGCUCGCGAGUACACAAGUGAGGAGGAAGUUGCUGGCAAUGUGUGGAUCUCUCCCACAUUUGCCCUUGAGCUUUCCAAGGAAUACCAAAUGUACGAGUGGGUGCGAGCACUGUUGGACCCAACGGAUAUUGUCCAAAGCCCCUCCAGCGCAAAGAAACAGAUCACCCCCCCCACCGAAAUUCGAAAUUCCCGCCGAGGUCGGUCUGCUUCUCCGAGCAAGAUGUCAUCUGCUCGAAAGGUCCGCAGCACCCGCAUCAUGAAGGACCUUACCAGCACCCCGUCCACAACGGCUGCAAACGCUAGCCUUCAGUCGGCAUUAGACACAGCUUCAGCCCUGUUCUCGAACCCGAUUCCCGAGUUGGCAGUUGUGGAUGCCGAAACGGAAGUUAAAUCGAGCGGAUCUCCUGGAAAGAAUGUCAGAGCGCGCAAGUCAACGAGAUCUGCUACUGCAGAGCCGGAAGAAGAAACAAAGGGAGAGACAAAGGAAAAGAAGAAGGCCGAAAAGAAGGAGAAGAAAAAAGAAGAAAUCAAGGAGGAACAGGAGGAGGCGGUUGAGGUUUCAGUGGCCGACGAUGCCGCCGAUAUUGUCGAGUCUACUCACACUACUGUUUCCCUCGAUAUGCCUAUCAGUCUGCCAGAAGUGCCCUCUGCUGCUGAGACCGCAGAGAUGAUUGCUCAGGCUAAGGACAUGGUGGAAGAGGCCAUCAAGGCGCAGGCCGAGGGCACUACUGCGGAGUCAACAUCUGUCAAGGUGACUAAGAAGCGCAAGUCAGAGGACGACGAUGACGAAGAGACAUCGGCCGAAUCUUCCCAACGAGCCAAGAAAGCCAAGGUGCUCGAGAACAAGCUCAAGCAGGAGCGUGUCCGCAACCGUUCUAUCUUCGGUGUCUCCGUGGCAUUUGCCCUUGCGGCUUCCAUUCCAUACUUCUUCUAA
Messenger RNA from Penicillium coprophilum, 1305 nucleotides. RefSeq names its product KilA-N domain-containing protein. The record is from RefSeq and is a predicted model, not a curated record. Gene Ontology annotation, cellular component: nuclear membrane complex Bqt3-Bqt4. Gene Ontology annotation, molecular function: DNA binding. Gene Ontology annotation, biological process: mitotic telomere tethering at nuclear periphery; meiotic attachment of telomere to nuclear envelope. The transcript is spliced from 6 exons. The coding region runs from base 1 to 1305 and encodes 434 amino acids. Lineage: Eukaryota; Fungi; Ascomycota; Eurotiomycetes; Eurotiales; Aspergillaceae.